UAUUGUUCAGGGGGCGCAGUGUCUCCAAAACCUUUUGAUGGUUUGACAGGGAACAUUUGUCCCAUCGGGCACUACUGCCUCAUGGGUUCAACUUCCCCUACACCGUGCCCCGAUGGGACCUUCACAAACACAACAGGUGCAGAAGCCUGUAGAGAUUGCCCCCCCGGGAGCUACUGUCUAUCAGGGGAGGCCAUACAACCUUGCCCUUUGGGUCACUAUUGUCUCGAGGGGGGCGUCGAAGGCAUCCUGCCUUGCCCUCCUGGUACAUACAACCCUCAUUUGGGCUUCAGCCAAGUAGAACAGUGCCUCAUUUGUCCAGCAGGCUUCUACUGUGACGACUGGGGUCUUUCUGAGCCCACCGGACCCUGCCAGGCUGGUUACUACUGCAUAGCAGGUAGGCGAUUCUCAAAUUUGGCAAUAUACUGAUGAACCGGAUUACAAAUAAAAACUUUUUACAGGUGUAAACUUCCCAAAUCCAGAUGUAAAUUACAGUACUGGAGUUGGAGGAGCAUGUCCAAAGGGGACAUAUUGUCCUGAGGGGACCAGUCUUCCGUUCCCAUGUCCCCUUGGAACCUACUCAGAUAGGUCAGGGAGAACUAAUACAACACAUUUUUUAAAAUCUAAACAUUUUGACAUUUCUUUGUGCUUUUAGUCUUUACGUGACAGAUAUCACCGGAUGCAGCCCGUGUCCGGCAGGCCGAUUCUGUGCAACCGAAGGUCUGAGUCGACCGUCGGGAAAAUGUCAGACAGGUUUUUACUGUCCAGGUGGAGACUCAGCAGCAACAGGUAACAAAUAAAAUAUGAAAUUCUUUCUUUCCUUUCCUAUAGACCUCCACCAAUGCCAAAUGCAGGAAAUAUGAAUGCAUGACGGUAU
Molecule: messenger RNA, 874 nt
Organism: Syngnathus acus (greater pipefish)
Lineage: Eukaryota; Metazoa; Chordata; Actinopteri; Syngnathiformes; Syngnathidae
Product: signal peptide, CUB and EGF-like domain-containing protein 1
Exons: 3
Coding region: 82-426 (114 amino acids)
Source: RefSeq, a predicted model, not a curated record